AUGAUAGACAAAAAAUCUUAAUUCACAUCAAGUUUUAAAUAAAUUUUAGAUAAUUUUAAUGAUGUAAUGAAAUAUAGUUAUGUUCAUAAAUAUUUUAAUACUAUUGAAUUCAAAAACAGAAUAUCCAAUACAAUGACAUGUAAAUCUUUGAUUACUUAAAAAAUAUUUAAUAAUGGCUAACCUAAUAUAAUUAAUAAUGGAUUCUUGGAUUUAAAUUAUUGUAAAGAAAAAGAUCUCUAAGUUGAUGUGAAUGUAGAUGUUAAUAGAAAUUUUACUUUAAGAGUAGAUAAAACACUUUAAUUUAAUUCUUUUAAAGAUUAUUGUAUUUUUGGAAAAAUAAACUCUAAUACUUUAAACAAACAAAUAUAUCCUCAAAUCGGUUUUUACAAAAACUUUAAUAGUUUCGCUUUCAAAAUAAAAUUCGAUUUAGAUAAUUAUAUAACUUAAAUAAAAGGAAAAGCUCUAUAUGACAGAGAUGAAAAAAAUGAAAAUAGUAAUUUUUUUGGAACAGGAGUUGCCAUUGAUUAUGAUUUUAGAAAAUAAAUUUUAUCCAAUAUAAAGGCUGUAAUAUGGAAUAUUAAUUAAAAUGCAACAAUGAGUCUUCAUUAUUCAAAUAGUAAACCCUUAGAUAAAGAUACUGAUUAUGUUGUUAAAUAUUGUCUUUAUUAAAAGUUACAAAAUAAAGUUGAUUUAGGCAUUUAGUUAUCUAGAAAAUCUAGAGAUUAAGGCUUUGGAAUUAAAUUUGGAUGUAAAUAUUAUAAAUAUGAUAACGUUAUAUAUAAUUGUAAACUUACUGAAUAAUUGUUUAUAUAAUCUUCUUUUAUUAUAGAUUUAAACUUAAGAAAAAAAGAUGAAAGCUUUGUAAAUAAAUCAGAUUUUCCUAUCGGAUUAAAGAUUUUUAUUUGCUAAUGA
Messenger RNA from Ichthyophthirius multifiliis, 912 nucleotides. RefSeq lists its product as hypothetical. NCBI's taxonomy places the organism in Eukaryota, Ciliophora, Oligohymenophorea, Hymenostomatida. The record is from RefSeq and is a predicted model, not a curated record. The transcript has 6 exons.